Zea mays is the source of this 416-nucleotide messenger RNA. RefSeq lists its product as uncharacterized. The record is from RefSeq and is marked predicted. Lineage: Eukaryota; Viridiplantae; Streptophyta; Magnoliopsida; Poales; Poaceae.
CAGGCUUGCUUUGAAGGGAAAUUCAAGACAGUUCCAGGCCCAUUUAAGCUCUUCUGGCAAUGCAUGCGCUCAAAACCUGGGGAGGAACCAACCGAGCCCUAUACCUACCUGCAGCUAGAUCCUCCGAGAAGGGUGGAAGUGAAUCUGGAGCAAACAGGAAGUGAACCUUGAACGAGCAUGCCUAGUUUACCAUCUCGUGCCGAUUUGUCUUCACCUUUCGAGCAGACUUUUUCCUCCUAGCAGGGAUCACAUCAUGUGAGCACAAAGCUGCAUAUGUUUGGAUGUUUAUAUAAUCUAUCUAAUAAACCAUGAUCCACAGAGCUGCCUGUCCAGGCUGCCAACUCCUUGAAAUUUGCUGAUGCUGGUGUAAGAAUUGUGCCCCCUUUCUUCUGAUAAAUGGUGCACGUCCAAGUCCA